ACAUAUAUGUUUAAGGAAGAGAAGUCAUUACAGCAUCGCGGCUAGGAAAAGCUACAACUUAAGUGACAUCCAAGAACAGCAGAAUUUGUUUCUAGCUCUUGGGAUCCGAGGAAGCUACUGGGAAGAAGUCAUUUUUACCAGGUUUCAGCUGUACGGAUGGAGCCCUAUCCCUUCACAAAGGAGUAAAGAAAAAUAUUCAAAUCUCUGAAGUAUUCUUAGCAGGGAACUUCCCCCCACCACAACACAGCCAUGCCCUUUUGGGAGUGGGUUGCACGACGGGUCAAGAAGCAACCGCGGUCUCUGUGCAGAAGGAGAAUGUUCCAAAAGUCAAGUAGUCUCCGCCAGCAGGAUUACCAGACUUUACUUGAGGAGUGUUUGAAGAACAAAUGUCUCUUUGAGGAUGAGAACUUCCCAGCUGAUAUGAGAUCCAUUGGAACAGGGUCGCUCCUUCAGAAACUCCCUCAGAAACUCCAGUGGAAGAGGCCACAUGAGCUGCAUGAGACUCCAGUGUUUUAUGAUGCAAACACCAAACGCCUUGCUCUGUGUCAAGGACUGAUAGGAGACUGCUGGUUUUUGGCUGCCUUGGAAGCUUUGACUUUUCAUCAAGAUAUCUUGUCUCAGGUAGUGCCACAGAACCAAAACUUUGAGAGGAAGAGGUAUGCUGGCAUAUUCCAUUUCAAGUUCUGGCAUUUUGGCAAAUGGGUUGAUGUGGUAGUAGAUGAUCGACUGCCAGUAAAUGAAGCAGGCCAACUUGUUUUCCUCUCAUCUGUUUACAAGAACCUGUUCUGGGGAGCUCUUUUGGAAAAGGCUUAUGCCAAGCUGUGUGGUUCCUAUGAAGAUUUACAGAUUGGGCAAGUAUCAGAAGCUCUAGUGGACUUUACAGGUGGGGUUAACAUCACAAUAAAACUGGCUGAAGCCCCACCUGACCUCUGGGAUAUAUUGACAAGAGCAACUUACAGCAGAUCUCUGAUAGGCUGCCAGACCCAUUUAGGGAAAACCAGAGUCCUUGAGAAUGGGUUGGUAGCGGGCCAUGCCUAUACAAUGACUGGCAUACGAAAAGUGACUUGCAAACAUGGACCUGAAUAUUUAGUAAGACUGAAAAAUCCUUGGGGGAAGGUUGAAUGGAAAGGAGACUGGAGUGACGGGUCUUGGAAAUGGGAACUCCUCAGCCCCAAGGAGAAGAUUUUGCUGCGCAGAAAUGACGAUGAUGGGGAGUUCUGGAUGUCUCUGCAAGAUUUUAAAACCCAUUUUGACAAUCUAAUUAUCUGUAAAUUAACUCCCGACCUAAUGAGCCAGGAAGACGGGAAGAAGUGGAUGUCCUCCUUGCAGUUUGGCAGAUGGGUCAAAGGAGUUACAGCAGGGGGCAGGUUGAGGACCCAAAAAGAUACAUUUUGGAUGAAUCCCCAAUACCAGCUGAACGUUCUGCAAGGAAACGGGAGCAAGAGAUCCUUGUACUCUUGCAGUGUGUUGGUGUCUCUGAUCCAAAAACACAACAGCAAACACCGAAAUCAGAUGCCUCAUCUUCACAUAGGCUUUUAUGUCUUUAAGGGUCACACAGCCGCAUCUGUCAGCCAUUCCCCAGUUGUACUCACCUCGUUGUACGAGUUGGAAAGGGAUGAAAUGGGUGGAAAUUCCAGUCUUGUCCUUUCAAAGGAAAUAGUUGACAAAUACGACGGCAAAAUUUGGGAGGAUUUCUUCAUGAAGUACUUUGAACAACAUCCUGAAAUAAAUGCAAUCCAGCUUCACUGGCUCCUGAACACGGCCUGGACAAAUCUUCAAAACAACAGGCUGUGGUUCAGUCUGGAUGCCUGCCGAAGUAUCCUGGCUGUUCUAGAUUUUAAUGCUACUGGCACACUGAGCAUUCAAGAAUUCAGAAGUCUGUGGAAGAGUCUGCUUCAUUACCAGAAAGUUUUCCAGAAAAAAGACACCCACCAAACUGGAACCUUGGGCCUAGAAGAGUUACACGCAGCCACGAAAGAAAUGGGAACCUCCCUGAGUGAUGAAGUGUGUAAUUUGAUGGUGCUCCGAUAUGGGGAUCGUGACCUGAAAAUCAGCUUUCAGAGCUUCGUGUGCUUCAUGCUGCGUGUGGAAUUCCUUAAGAAGGCCUUCUUCAACUUAACUAAAGAUGGCAAAGGGAUCUAUCUUCAAGAGUAUGAGUGGAUGAUGAUGACUCUCUAUUCAUGAAGCAGAACAAAAGAGAAGAGUUCUUUACUUGAACUGCUGGAUCUGAGUUAUAGAUCUACUAAUGGAAAAAACCAGACUGACGUUGUUAUUAAGUCAUUCAUUAUUUCAAGGUCUUUUGCUGAAAACCAGCUGUUAGACCAGGAGGAACACAGUUAUGGCUUCACUAAAAUACAGUAAAUAAGCAAACAAACACUAUUGUCUUAUAAUCGCUAGUGAAAUGGUCUGCAAAUGAUAAAAAAAAUGAUAAAAAUUGUGGUUAUUUAAAGCAUAACAAUACCAACUAAAAAUGUCCUAGUCAUAGGAUAAUCAGGAGUUACUCCUUAUGUGGGUAUGUUUCAUAAAGGGGCACAUUGCAUGUUACAUUUUUGGGUGUGCAUUGUUGUUAUAAGUGUACAUCUAAAAAAUGCAACAAGCACAUUUUCCGUCAUAUCUAUGAUAUACAGAAACUAGUCAGUGGAUACUAAUUUGCUGGGACUCCCUGUGGAGAACACACUUGAUAGCAAAUGUGAUGUGUAACAUGUGAACCAUCCCAAAUUCUGGUAAUGAGGAAGUUCUCCAGGCAUGCCACUGUGACAUGCUAAAUGUUUGUCUUGUCAGUUAUUGAGCCACCGUCAUGAUGGAAAGGCCUCACACCUCCACCAUAUUACUAGAUUUUUUGGAAAUCCUGUUGCCAGAUGCUCACCAUCAAGUGGCAUCCUUGCCAUCUGAUUUGUGGAUGAUCUGCUUUACCUCACUGUUCCUGUCAAAGGCCAGUUUGGUGGUGUGCCUCUGUCCUCAUGUCAACACACAUGAAUUAGGUAGAAACAAUCAAGGGACAAGAUCAUUCACUCAGUUUAUUUUUGCAAAGCUAUCCAGUUAGUAGCCCAUUUGACCAGGACUAUUCUAGAGUUUGCAAUGGCUUUUUGCAGCUUUCCAUCCAUUGUAAUCCUGAAGGCAGACAGGGAAUGUCCUCUUCAUAGUAUUAUCCUUGCUCUAUGGCAAACUACAGAGGCAAGGGAGGCAACAUUGGGAAAUGUUCUACAUUUCUGUAAUUCCAUUUUUCUUGAAGGCUGGCCCUCUAGCCCUUAACCUAAAUAUAUUUUGGACGCCUUGAAAGAGGUGCUUUGAACAGGAUUGAAACCCUUUGUCCUAUUAAAGGCUAGAACUCUGGUCAGAACUUCAGCUUGUAUAUAGCUUUACUCUUUGCUCCAUCUCCAUGUGGGAAAUGGCGUCUGCCUGUGAUGCAGCUUUUAAGGGCAUAAGACCCCUGCAAGGAGAAAGAAAGGGCAACCCUAACAUGUUAGGCAGUACUGUGCUAUUCUUUAUUUGUUUUGACUGGGAUCGGUAGCUGAAGUUAAAUAGCUGGACUAUUUACAUACAGUAUUUUAUUUAUUGCUUUUUAAAAUUAAUUUUAUACAAUAUUCCUAUUUUUUAUUAACUGCUAUCCUCCUCCCCCUUAAGUUAAGGAUAAGGCAGAUCGGCAGUAAAAGCAGCUGUGUAAGACUGUAAUGAAGACAUGGUGAGGAAACUUUGUUACUUCCCAACACGUAAACCUCUGUAACUCUGUUACAUUGGUGAGAAAAUAAUUAGUGAGUUAUUAGUGAGAAAAUAUAAUUAGUGAGAAAAUAAUUAGAAAAUGUAGUGAGAGAAUAAUUAGUUCAGUGUAGUGGCCUGCAUGUGUUACAUUAACUGCAGGAUCGAGACCUACACUUCAAUGGCCAUAAGAAUCCCCAUCGGCCCAUGCAGUUGUGCAUGACAGUGAUAGACAGAAAUCCUUCACAGCUAAAGAAGCCUGGGAAACAGCAGAAAUGAAAAGGAUGAAUCCCAGUGGAAUUUUAUUCUGCAAGAGUGACCCCCCCCCCCCCCGAUACAAUUUUGAGUAUCUUGAACAGGUUAUAGUUGCAAUUAUGAAGAAAACUCCAUUUGAAAAUGGCUGUAGCCAAGGUAAUAUGGUGUUCAGUGCUUGGCCUGGAUUGUUUUCUGUAACCGAUUUUAUACCUAUUUGCCCACUACCUCCUUUAUGGAAGGCACUGGAAUUUCAGCAGUAUUAUGUAGCUAUUGACUACUCACUCAUGCCACAGAAUCUCUCUCUACUGUGUAUCUCAUUUUUGAUAACACUAAACAGCUCUGAGCAUUUGCGAGUUGCUUUUCUGAAAUUGUAAAAAGGUGUUUUGCUGGAAUCAUUACACCUAAAC
Molecule: messenger RNA, 4358 nt
Organism: Gekko japonicus
Lineage: Eukaryota; Metazoa; Chordata; Lepidosauria; Squamata; Gekkonidae
Product: calpain-14-like
Exons: 21
Coding region: 250-2184 (644 amino acids)
Biological process (GO): proteolysis
Cellular component (GO): cytoplasm
Molecular function (GO): calcium-dependent cysteine-type endopeptidase activity; calcium ion binding
Source: RefSeq, a predicted model, not a curated record